AUGCAUUUCUCAUUCCUCCGAGUCGUCGCAGUCGUUGCAGCUUUGACAAGAUCUAUGUCUGUCACCGCACAGUGUGCGAGCUCAGGCCAGGCUUGUGGCACGACCAGCUCGACAGGCCUCAUAUGCUGCGGUGACCUUUACUGUGGGCCUAUUGUGAGUAUGAGUCAUUCGCUUUGCAUCCAAAAUUCAACCCCACGACUCACCUUUGCGCCUUGUACCAAUAGCAAUCCGGUAAUUCUUCCACGUACUGCAGGGAACCUUGAAAGUCCAGAUGAGCUUGGCAAACUGAGCAUGUCACAAUAGUGAGUCUUAUCUCUUUCGCGUUGGCACAGUGCUUGAUCGCACGAUAUAUAGUUCGUUGCGGAGUUGAUGGAUGUGCUCACUUUUAUACAAAUUUUCCUGACGCCUCGACCAGAGUCCUGAAUAAAAUGCUGUAGCGUUGAUAGAAGACCUCGGGCUCAGGCCUCAUGCCAUUCGACUUGUGUA
This is a messenger RNA of Suillus plorans, 486 nucleotides long. RefSeq lists its product as uncharacterized. The coding region runs from base 1 to 303 and encodes 100 amino acids. Lineage: Eukaryota; Fungi; Basidiomycota; Agaricomycetes; Boletales; Suillaceae. The transcript has a single exon. The record is from RefSeq and is a predicted model, not a curated record.